AUGGCUACUCAUAUACCAUACAGAGACUCAAAAUUUACAAGACUUCUUGUGUCUUCUGUAAGUGGUCAUGGAAGUGUAUCUCUUAUUUGCACUGUUACUCCCUUUUCAAGCAAUUCAGAGGAGACACACAACACAUUAAAAUUUGCACAUUAUGAAAAACACAUUGAAAUUCAAGUAGCACAAAAUAAGAUCAAUGAUGAAAACUCCCUUAUCAAUGCAUAUCAAAAUCAAAUUCGAUCUUUAAAAGAGGAGUUACAUCAGUUGGAGCAAGAAGGAGAAGCUAAAGAUGCUUUAUUAAGCCAAAAACAAAUUCUCACAAGACUGAUCCUAGUCUCAACCAAAUAUCCACAUCAGACUGAUCUAGGAAGCAGAUAUUCCUUUAAGGAAGAGAAGUUCUGUGUCUUGAUUAAUGAUAUAAAGUUAAUAUUGCAAUAUAGUAAUUAUAAAUUUAAGAGCAUGACUUCUAGAGAAAUAGAGAAGGUUGUAGGUGAUCCUCAACUUCCUGUUUUGCAUCGUCCUCUUGUUGAAACAAGUGUAGAAGUACUAAGACCUGAACAAGUUGUUGUGAAGAAUAAAGAAACCCUAAAUCAGCUAAAAGAACUCAAUGUUGAACAAGAAAGAGAUGUGGAGCAUGAGCUUCUUCCCCUUGUGUCGACUUUCUUUUGCUCUUGCUCUUCUGUUACUUGGAUCUUUGGCCAACCGGGGAAGUUGACUUUGCCUGAAUCAUUUCAGCAGGAACACCAAGCUCAAGUGACAUCUCCAAUACCUUAA
Messenger RNA from Lactuca sativa (garden lettuce), 771 nucleotides. The record is from RefSeq and is a predicted model, not a curated record. Lineage: Eukaryota; Viridiplantae; Streptophyta; Magnoliopsida; Asterales; Asteraceae.